Mercenaria mercenaria is the source of this 2263-nucleotide messenger RNA. RefSeq lists its product as uncharacterized. The transcript has a single exon. Bases 209 to 2206 code for a protein of 665 amino acids. The record is from RefSeq and is a predicted model, not a curated record. Lineage: Eukaryota; Metazoa; Mollusca; Bivalvia; Venerida; Veneridae.
GAAUUACCUAUUAUUAUAUCUGACAUUGAUUUUUGCAUUAUCAACGGAAUACGAAUAUCGGCUUAUUAUGGCUGUUCGAGUUCUUUUAAAAUACGUAUGAACAAGAAGAAGAUAUUUUGUGAAGAUAAUUUCAUGUGCAGACUAUAUUUUGUUCAUUGCCAAAAAUUGUUUUCUCGUGGCAGGUAGAAACAUAAUAAACAGGAACGUCAUGGAUAUCAGUGAUGUGCUGGAUAUGCAAGGAUAUAGCAUAUAUUUCAGAAAUCUUUAUCGAAGUACACACCUUAUAACUCAGUACCUCGAGUACCAAUGUACAGGUGUGAAAGCUAUAACAAGUGGUGGAAUGGGGGAGUCGUCAAAUAUGCCUGGAAGUGAUGUUGAUAUUAUGGAAGUAGUGAAUGGUUUUAAAGUAAUAGAACAAAAUACGUCGAAAGCCCACUCAACUGGCACAACAGAGUUUCAAAAAUGGAUCCCAUUAUAUAUUUGUAGACGAUGUUGCAAGGCAGGUUAUUGUCGACUCGAAGUGACUAAAAUUUAUUACCAAGAAGCUGUAUAUUGUUGCAAUAGUCCAAGUGGAAAAUACAGUAUUUGUGAAAUAAUUCUUGAUAUAACUAAAAAACAAAACGAUCGAUAUUUUAUUUCAAGUAAAUUGUUUCAAGAUAAAGUGAUACCUGAAGAGUAUGUUUUUCCGAAUGACGAUGUUUAUGAACUAAGACGUAAUGGACCAGCUGUGACAUGUGAAAACUUAGACAGAGUUAAAAGUUUAGAACUUAAACAUUGGCCGCCCGAAGCAAUAGCAUGGAAAUCUCGAGAGAGACAAAAUAACUGGCCUAGCAAUGAACUUUUAUCUUUCCUAGAAAGAAACGUUUCCUGUUACGUUGUUCCAGUUGGGUGUAAAUCCUCGAAGAGGUCGGACUUGGAGUGGAGGAUUUCAUUUGUAGAGAUUGAACGAUACCUCAUUUGGAAUAUGAAUGAUACACAGUUCAAGUGUUUCAUAUUGCUUAAGAUGCUGAAAAAAGAAUACAUGAAAUGCGAGAUAUCGACAUAUCACAUUAAAAAUGUUGCUUUUUGGUCAUGCGAAGAUUUGCCAGAAAGGUCUUGGAGAAAAGAUCUGCUAUUUAUUUGUGUAAAGAAUGGUCUUCUAAAGCUGAGACAGUAUGUCGAAAAAGGAUUUCUGCCUCAUUAUGUUGUUCCUGAUAAUAAUCUAUUCUUUUCCAAAAAUAUAAUAAAGCCCGAAGAAAAGAAAUAUACAUUGAAUAUAAUUGAUGAAAUAAAUAAUGAUCUCGAGGAUAAAUUAUCAAGGUUACUAUUGACAACGGACCUUACAGAGAUUCACUACUCGGUUUCCAUGGUCAGAGAAUACUGGAGAAGGUGUACUUUGGUCUUAUUAUACGUUAGAUUGACAAACAGUCAGUCGCUUUGCGAUAACAUGGGUAAAAAAUUUGGACAAGACGGUGAAGACAUUUUGCCAUGUAUAAGACUUGCACUUACCAAACUGGAACUGAGAAAGUGUAGUGGAACGGUAAACGAAAUUGAUGACUUCAUAAGAAAGAUGAAGAAAGAAAGCGUUAUAGAUUACUUGACUGUCGCGUUAACCUGCGGGAUGGUAUAUUUUGUAAACAACAGAUAUUCUGAUGUCCGGAAUGCUUUGACUGAAAAAUUGAAGGACGGGUCAUACAAGUGUUACAUUAAAGAUGAAGGCGAUUUCUCGUACAUGUCUUUAAUGUCAGGUGACAUUAUACCUUUUAAAACAAACAGUUGCAAGCAAGUUAAGGAUAUUCGAACAGACCGACAAAAUUUGGUCAUGGAUUUCGUUGUAAAUUAUCAUGAACUGGAAUAUGUCCCAUUUCCUUUAAAGCUACAGUUGACUUUAUGCGGCCCAGGCAGAUUCAUUGCUUGUAAUCCACUUGUUCUUAGCUGCUACAUGCUAUACAUUUCCGAAUAUAACCUUGACCUUGCUGAAGAAAUGGAGAAAACAAGAGCCGUUUUUGAGAAUGUUCUGUCUAAGGUGCCACAUCCCAAUAUCCAUUACAUUCAUUUAAAUAUGCUGGGUCACAGUUUAUAUGUUACAGGUGACAGCAAAUCGGCCUUCAAAUAUUUUGUAUUGUCUCUAAGAACGUUUCAGUCUUACAAAAACGGGGGAGUGUAUCAUAUUGCUUGUAUGAUAAAUGAUAUACUUCAAAACAAAUGUCCAUCUGUUGAAUCCUGAAGCUUAUGAUAAGAAGCAUGACAUAUUGAUUAAACAAUAAAAAUAUAUUGGUAAUAA